Amphibalanus amphitrite is the source of this 904-nucleotide messenger RNA. RefSeq lists its product as uncharacterized. The transcript is spliced from 4 exons. Bases 8 to 904 code for a protein of 298 amino acids. NCBI's taxonomy places the organism in Eukaryota, Metazoa, Arthropoda, Thecostraca, Balanomorpha, Balanidae. The record is from RefSeq and is a predicted model, not a curated record.
CGUCUCGAUGCGGACAUUGCCUAGGUCACCGGCAGCCAGUGACGUCUCGAUGCGGACAUUGCCUAGGUCACCUGCGGCCAGUGACGUCUCGAUGCGGAUAUUGACCGGAUCACCUGCGGCCAGUGACGUCUCGAUGCGGACAUUGCCUAGGUCACCGGCAGCCAGUGACGUCUCGAUGCGGACCCAAUCAUCUACGGGCGGUGUGGUCGCUGUCCAGAAGCAGGGACUCUUGACUGAGAAGCAGUUUAUAUUUCCACCGGGUCAUAGCGAGAAGCAGGUGAUCAUGGUUUUGGAGUACCUCCGAACCUUGGAGGAGCUCACGGUCUCCGUGCCGCCUGACUCGACGGGACGGUGGCUGCGGCUGCUGCCGCCCUCCUUGCGGACGCUAUACGUUAAAGGACCGGGGGAGACGGGGGAGCCGCAGACUCUGGUAAGACGACCACCAGACCAUAGGCUGGUGGUCGUCAUAAUACAGGCGGGAGAUGACGUCAUCGACCAGCUAGCCAAGGAGCUGGGAUCACGGGUUACCGGGCUGAAUAUGUUCAACUGCCCGCGUGUCACUGCCGGGGCCCUGCAGAGGCUGCUGUCCGCCCUCACCGGCCUGAAAGACGUCACACUUAGCGGCACUCUGUCCGGCGCCAUCACUGACGCCUCACUGGCCGCCCUCCACGGCUGCUCCCAGCUACGUUUAAUGCAGCUGGGAACGCCCAGUGUACUCUGUACGGAUAUACCGGUCACAGCGGUCAGCAGACUGGUGGUUACCUGUCGGAGACUGAAGUGUCUGAUUCUUGACACAACGGAGGAGCUCAGUCAGUCGGUCCUGGACGCCCUGGUCCGGGUAGACCUGGGGAAAGGAGAUGACGGCAAGCCGAGGACACUGGAGUUCCAGGUCCCAGGUAAGUGA